Limanda limanda (common dab) is the source of this 2742-nucleotide messenger RNA. It is a transcript of the gene dgkg, whose product is annotated as diacylglycerol kinase beta. Gene Ontology annotation, molecular function: ATP-dependent diacylglycerol kinase activity; calcium ion binding. The record is from RefSeq and is a predicted model, not a curated record. Gene Ontology annotation, biological process: diacylglycerol metabolic process; lipid phosphorylation; intracellular signal transduction. The transcript has 26 exons. The coding region runs from base 1 to 2742 and encodes 913 amino acids. Gene Ontology annotation, cellular component: plasma membrane. NCBI's taxonomy places the organism in Eukaryota, Metazoa, Chordata, Actinopteri, Pleuronectiformes, Pleuronectidae.
AUGGGAGACGGGAGCUGGGUGUGUCUGAGCCCAGCGGAGUUCAACCAGCUGCAGCAGUACAGCGAGUACUCAAGCAAGAAGCUGAAGGACGUUCUGGACGAGUUCCACGGUGACGGAGUUCUUUCCAAAUACAACCCAGAGCACAAGCAAGACGUUCUCAGCCAACCCAUCGACUAUGAGGGCUUCCAGCUCUUCAUGGCCACCUACCUGGAGAACGACAUCCCAGAGGAGCUGUGUCAGCACCUCUUCACCUCCUUCAAGAGAAAGACGGGAGGCUGCUCCCCCGAUCCCACUCGAGCCGGCACCAGCUUACUGGAGGCCUGUUCCAUCGACGCAGGCAUCUCUCUUCACACCGAAGUGGCCUGUGCUCCCAUCACAGGUAUGAACGGGAAAAGCAUCCUGUGUGCGAUGGGCCGCCACACGCCCGAGCAUUCCGGCCUGGUGAGCACCACCGGCUCGGGCGCCACCACCUCGCCGUGUUCCUCCCGCUCCUCCUCGCAGCGUUCAGGGGCCGGGGGCCACACGUCCGGGGGCCACACGUCCGGGGGCCACACGUCCGGGGGCCACACGCCCGGCGGCCCCCAGCGAUCGCCCUGCGGCCAUGUGAAGGCCCCGGAGGGCAGCAGCAGCAACGUCCUGACGCCCAACGCUGGAGCCGCCAGGUCGCCAGUGUCCCCCAAACUAUCACCAGAGAGGAGUCACUCUGAGAAGCUCUUCUCUCUGCGGAGGAGCCCCUCACCCCAGACCGGCUCCGCCUCCCUGCCGUCCCCCCAGGUGGUCUUCCUCAAGGACAUCGUCUGCUACCUGUCUCUGCUGGAGAGGGGGACGCCGGAGGACAAGCUGGAGUUCAUGUUCCGGCUGUACGACACCGACGGCAACGGGGUCCUGGACAGCUCGGAGUUGGAUCGCAUCAUCAAUCAGAUGGUGCAUGUGGCCGAAUAUCUGGAGUGGGAUUCAAUGGAGCUGCGACCGAUUCUGAAGGAGAUGAUGGAAGAAAUCGACUACGACCGAGACGGGACGGUGACGCUGGAGGAGUGGAUCCGAGGAGGCCUCACCACCAUCCCUCUACUGGUCCUGCUGGGCAUGGAUACGAACGUGCAGGAGGACGGGCAGCACGUCUGGCGUCUGAAGCACUUCAACAAGCCGGCGUACUGUAACUACUGCCACACCAUGCUGCUGGGGGUCCGCAAGCAGGGUCUCUGCUGCUCCUUAUGCAAGUACACGGUGCACGAGCGCUGCGUGUCCAAGGACAUCGCCGCCUGCAUCAGCACCUACGCCAAGUCUCGCCGAAACACCAACGCUAUGCAGCACGUGUGGAUGGAGGGAAACUCGCCCACAAAGUGUGACCGCUGUCACCGGAGCAUCAAGUGUUACCAGGGCCUGACGGGCCUGCACUGCGUCUGGUGUCAGAUCACUCUCCAUAAUAAGUGUGCGUCUAAUGUGAAGCCCGAGUGUGAUGGAGGAGGCCUGAGGGACCACACGCUGCUGCCCUCCUACAUCUGCCCGGUCGUCUUGGACCGUCACUCUGUGGUGAAGCGUGGCGAGGGCGAGUCUCCGCCCAGCACCAGCCCCGACGACACCAACCAGACGUUCAAAUUCUCCCCCGGCGACGGACAGCCGCUGCAGGUCACUCCUCUCCCAGGGACACACCCGCUCCUCGUCCUCGUCAACCCAAAGAGCGGCGGGCGGCAGGGGGAGCGGGUGCUGAGGAAGUUCAGGUACCUGCUGAACCCCCGGCAGGUUUACAGUCUGGAGCGAGAGGGUCCGAUGGUCGGGCUGAACUUUUUCCACGAUGUCCCUGACUUCCGGGUGCUGGCCUGUGGAGGUGACGGCACCGUGGGCUGGAUCCUCGACUGCAUAGACAAAGCCAACUUCGCCAGGCACCCCCCGGUGGCCAUCCUCCCUCUGGGCACCGGCAACGACCUGGCUCGCUGCCUCCGCUGGGGAGGAGGUUACGAAGGCGGCAGUUUGCUGAAGUUCCUGCGGGACAUCGAACACAGCACCGACAUGGUGCUGGACCGCUGGAACAUCGAUAUCGUCCCCGACGACAAGGAGGAGAAGGGAGACCCCGUCCCCUACAGCAUCGUCAACAACUACUUCUCUAUCGGCGUGGACGCCUCCAUCGCUCACCGCUUCCAUCUGAGUCGGGAGAAGCACCCGGAGAAGUUCAACAGCAGGAUGAAGAACAAGCUGUGGUACUUUGAGUUCGGCACCACCGAGACCAUCUCUGCCACCUGCAAGAAGCUGAACGAGGGCAUAGAAGUGGAGUGCGACGGGAUCAUCCUGGACCUCAGCAACACCUCCUUAGAGGGCAUCGCCGUGCUCAACAUUCCCAGCAUGCACGGCGGCUCCAACCUGUGGGGCGAGACGAAGAAGAGGAGGCACUACAACCGCAUGAGCAAGAAGGUUCCUGAGCGGACGCCGUCCAGCACCGUCACCGACGCCAAGGAGCUGAAGUUCUGCAUGCAAGACUUCAGCGACCAGCUGCUGGAGGUGGUCGGCCUGGAGGGGGCGAUCGAGAUGGGACAGAUCUACACGGGCCUGAAGAGCGCCGGACGCCGACUGGCUCAGUGCGCCAGCGUCACCAUCAGGACGUCCCGGCGGCUGCCCAUGCAGAUUGAUGGCGAGCCCUGGAUGCAGCCGCCCUGCACGAUCAGGAUCACACACAAGAACCAGGUUCCCAUUCUACUGGGCCCGCCGCAGAAGACGCCGUUCUUCUUCUUCAAGAAACGCCGCGACUAG